CGACGAUCAUCCCCAUAUAUUCUAUCAUUAAUCUUCACACGCGACCAAGUCUAGUUCCUCUUUACACUAUUUCCUACACCACCCAAGAAACGGCAUGGAGGGAGAGACUACAGCACCGCCUGUCCGAUUCAAGCGCCGCAAGCUCGCACACCCGCGACGAAGCACCCUUGCCGAUAAUGAUGAUGCGCCUUCAGACCACCUCGCGACGACUGUCCAGACAUCGAACGGACAGUCGAACGACCACGACCACGAUAACCACGAAGACGUUCCGAAUUUAAAAGAGAUCCUUCGAAAUCGUAGGAGGCCACAUGACCGCCUCCGCGAGGCCGCGCGCAAAGCAGAACAGAAGAGCGAUGCGCUCGUCCACGUCGAGCAACAGGACCUGCAGCCCAGAAACGAGACCCCCUAUGUGGACCGCUUCGUCGCACAGACCGGACAGGUGGUCGGAAAGGAAGACCAACAGAUGGCGGAAUAUGUAGAAGCGCGCCUUGCUGAGCAGAACCAUCGCAAGUACGGCUGGCCGAUUCCGGACCAUUUGCAGAAGCUUCUUGGUCGUCUUGGUCCCACGUCGGAGGGCGACCAGGAGAAGGGACAGAGCCAGAGACCGACUACGACUACUGACCCACGAUUAGCCGCGGGCCAUGGCAAGUUGAUGGAGAUUGAUCUUGGGCCCGAGGCCACAGCGAAGAACAUUGAACGCACAGAACAAGCUCGACGGCGCCUGGAGGGCCAUGUCGAACCAGACGCAGAAGAACCCCAAGGCAAGGUCCGCCUAGGGAAGGACGGGAAGCCGAGGAAGCGCUGGCAGAAACGGCGCAACAGCGAAGAUAUUCGGCGAGACGCCAUGGUCGAAGCUGUGCUCCGAGAGUCGAAAUUGGAGUACUUCGAAGAAGCAAAACCCGCCCCCAAGCCUACGGAUCCGAACCGAGACGCCGACGAUGCAAUUGCUGAGCAGUUCCGGCUCGAUUUCCUCGAAUCCAUAGAGAAUCGCCAUCGCAGGGCCGCACCUCCGCCAAACGCAAAGGGCGCCAAAGAGCAUCCGAAAGGACCGAAGCUGGGAGGAUCGCGAAGUGCCAGGGCGGCCAUGCGCGCACAGGAAGAACAGGCUGCUAAGAUGAAGAAGUGAGAUUUUUGUAUGGACAACAUCGAGGGUCAUCCUGUGCCGUUCAGUCAUCACUACAGCAAUUACUGGACGCAGGGAAGGAAACGUGGGAAGUGGUUGCAUGAUAUGCCCGUAUGUCGACUUGGUCUCAUUUUCAUGAGAAUUCAAGGAAUCAACACACGUUUAACCAUGUAUUAUCAAUACGGUAUGGUUUCCAUAAUUGGGUAGUCAAAAUACGAAAUCAUCCCAUACCGAC
Molecule: messenger RNA, 1358 nt
Organism: Aaosphaeria arxii CBS 175.79
Lineage: Eukaryota; Fungi; Ascomycota; Dothideomycetes; Pleosporales
Exons: 3
Coding region: 95-1126 (343 amino acids)
Biological process (GO): mRNA splicing, via spliceosome
Cellular component (GO): spliceosomal complex
Source: RefSeq, a predicted model, not a curated record